AUGCCCUACAUUUUGAUUAGAGGUAAUCUGGCAUCGUAUGGGCAUAAAAACCCGUGGCGAGUAUUGGUAUCCGGCCUAAAAGCUGGAGAUAUAGACCAAUUAAAAAGGUUUGCUUGUGGCGGUUAUUGCGACGAUUCCACAAUCGUUUAUCUUCAUCAUCCUUGCGUCAUACUCAGCGCCUUGGAAGUAUUAGGUUAUAAAGUUGUAGCCUCCAGUUCAACAGCUGUUAAACAAGAUUAUAAUGAGUACAUGUGGACUAUGAGAAAAGAGUUUUCGGAACCAGAACCAUCAAUUAUUGUGGAACAAGAUAACAUUACAAACUUCAGUAAAGAGGCUAUGCAUAUAGGAAACUACCAACAUUCAAACAAAGACGCUGAGGACAAGAAGAAGUGA
Parnassius apollo (apollo) is the source of this 393-nucleotide messenger RNA. The record is from the annotation of a GenBank genome assembly. NCBI's taxonomy places the organism in Eukaryota, Metazoa, Arthropoda, Insecta, Lepidoptera, Papilionidae.